Messenger RNA from Penicillium angulare, 2388 nucleotides. Its product is annotated as glycoside hydrolase family 92 protein. The record is from RefSeq and is a predicted model, not a curated record. The transcript has 6 exons. Gene Ontology annotation, biological process: carbohydrate metabolic process; protein quality control for misfolded or incompletely synthesized proteins; glycoprotein catabolic process. Gene Ontology annotation, cellular component: cytosol; nucleus. Gene Ontology annotation, molecular function: peptide-N4-(N-acetyl-beta-glucosaminyl)asparagine amidase activity; carbohydrate binding. Lineage: Eukaryota; Fungi; Ascomycota; Eurotiomycetes; Eurotiales; Aspergillaceae. Bases 1 to 2388 code for a protein of 795 amino acids.
AUGCUGCAGCCAUCAUUUGGCCCUCGCAAAGAGCGGCUCGGUGCUAUCGCAGCGCUUCUUUACGCUUCGUCUGCUCUAAGCCCGGCAAAUGCUGCUGCUACUGAAGGCUUCGAUGUUCUAGAUUAUGUGGAUCCCUUCAUUGGGACUGCGAAUGGAGGACAUGUCUUUGCCGGUGCAACAUUGCCAUUUGGUAUGGCUAAGGCUGUUGCCGACACCGUGGGCGAGAACCAAGCUGGUUUCGCCUACGACGAUACAACUGUCACGGGCUUCUCUCACAUGCACGACUCUGGCACAGGUGGUUCUCCCUCUCUGGGAAAUUUCCCCAUUUUUGCCCAGCCCGCUUGUCCGCACGAUGAUAUCAAUCAAUGUGUUUGGGAGCAAAGCGACCGAGCUGUGGGAUGGAGCAAUCCAGUCGCACAACCGGGGUAUUUUGGUAUCAAGCUAGACAAUGGUGUUCACGCCGAGAUGACGACAACCAACCGAUCGGCUUUGUAUAGAUUCACCCUCGACAAAUCAUCCAACAGCUCACUUGGCCCUGUUGUUUUGGUCGAUUUGAUGGAUCUACCGCAAUCGCGGACAAAUGGAACCGCCACCGUCGACACAUCAACUGGAAGACUAAGCGGCAACGGAACUUUCAAUCCUAGCUUUGGUAUUGGAAGCUACGAUCUCCAUUUCUGUGUUGAUUUCAAGGGUGCCGAGCUACGAGACACGGGUGUCUGGACCAAAAAUCGUGCCAAUAUCAGCGGAAACGUUGUUUCAAUGGAAGCUGAUGGUACCAACACACCUGCAACUUUAUCCGGCGGUACCUUUGCUCGCUUCCACGCGCCUCAGAACAACACUGUUCUGGCCCGCGUUGGUGUCAGCUUCAUGAGCGUUAGCCAAGCAUGUGAAAAUGCCGAGAAGGAACAACCUGACUUCGACUUUGAGGGGACAGUCGAAGUAGCGAAGGAUGCAUGGAGGAAGAAGCUGAACGUUGUUUCAGUAGAUGCCGGAGGAGUUUCAAAAGAUCUACAGACUGUUUUCUGGAGUGGAGCCUACCGCGCUUUUAUCAGUCCCCAGGAUUAUACUGGUGAAAAUCCUCUGUGGAAGAGUGAUGAGCCAUACUACGACAGUUAUUACUGUAUUUGGGAUUCUUAUCGCAGUAUUCACCCACUACUAACACUGGUGGACCCCUUAUCCCAGGCACUCAUGAUGCGCAGUCUUAUCGAUAUCUAUAGACACGAAGGCUUCCUACCGGAUUGCCGCAUGUCCCUCUGCAAGGGAUUCACCCAAGGAGGAUCUAACGCAGAUGUUCUCAUGGCAGAUGCUUAUUUGAAAAAGGUACCCGGUAUUGACUGGGACACUGCCUACGAAGCCGUUGUCAAAGACGCCGAAGUCGAGCCUAAAAACUGGAACGUCGAGGGACGUGGAGGCUUGCAUAGCUGGAAGAGCCUGGGAUACAUUCCUACCGAUGACUAUGACCCCUACGGAGUUGGCACUCAUACCCGCAGCGUUUCGCGAACAGUUGAAUACGCGUACAACGAUUUCUGCAUUGCUGAGAUGGCAAAGGGGAUGGGACAUUCUUCCGACCAUGAGAAAUAUAUCGAGCGUUCCGGAAACUGGGUGAAUAUGUUCAAGGCCGAUCAAAAGUCCGAGAUUGGUGGAGUUGAUACAAACUUCACUGGAUUCCUACAACCGCGCUAUACAAAUGGUACUUGGGGAUACCAGGAUCCUAUCUUUUGCAGUCCUCUCCUCAAUUUCUCCUCCUGCUAUCUCAACCCCGAUGGUCAUGAGACAUAUGAAGGGAGUGCUUGGCUGUACAGCUUUUAUGCCCCCCAUGAUAUGGGAUCGCUAGUCCAAAGUCUAGGAGGUAUGGAGAAAUUCACGUCCCGACUCCAAUUCUUCCAUGAGUCCGGACUGCUCUACGUGGGCGACGAGCAAUCCUUCCUCACCAUCUUCCAAUUCCACUACUCUGGACGUCCAGCUCUAUCCGCCAAAUACAGCCACUCUUACAUCCCAUCGCAGUUCAACACUACCGUCGCAGGACUGGCAGGCAACGAUGACAGUGGUGCGAUGGGCUCGUUCAUCGUUCUGAGCAUGAUGGGACUUUGGCCAGUACCAGGACAGGAUGUCUAUCUUAUCACUCCACCGUACUUCAAAGAAGUCAAUCUGACAAACGGAAUCACCGGCAAGGUCGCGACUAUUCGAAAUGUGAACUUUGACCCGACAUACGAGUCAAUCUAUAUUCAGAGUGUGACAUUGAAUGGCAAGGCAUGGUCAAAGAACUGGGUUACUCAUGACUUCUUCACUGAAGGAGGUGUACUUGAGCUGAAGCUGGGCAGCAAGGAAAGUGAUUGGGGGACUCAAAUCGAGGAUUUGCCUCCUAGUCUGUCCGACUACCACAAAUGA